Molecule: messenger RNA, 2539 nt
Organism: Gordionus sp. m RMFG-2023
Lineage: Eukaryota; Metazoa; Nematomorpha; Gordioida; Chordodea; Parachordodidae
Product: myb-like protein X
Exons: 11
Coding region: 35-2443 (802 amino acids)
Biological process (GO): nucleosome assembly
Cellular component (GO): nucleus; CAF-1 complex
Source: RefSeq, a predicted model, not a curated record
CAUAGACAUACCUUUUUCUUUCUAUUUAUAAACUAUGGAUGAUAUAAUGAUCAUGGAAAGUGAAUCAGAAUAUAACACUGAUUCACCGAAAAAAAUGAAAACUGAUGACAAGACGUGUAAAACCCCACAAAGUAAAAAGAAAACUUUUAGCAUCGAAGAUUUGAAUAGGAGCAGAGAGAAAAAAAUCGAAUUGAAACGAAAAAGAGAGAGUGAAAAAUUAGAACGAGACAAGGAGAAGGAAGAAAAGAGAUUGCACAAUGAAUUUCUUAAAAAAGAAAAAGAACUUAUUAAAGAUUCACAAAAUAAAUUAAGAGAGAAGGAAAGACUCGAGAAGGAAAAGAUUAGAAAAGCAAAAGAAAAUGAAAGAGUGGAAAAGGAAAAGAUCAGAAAAGCAAAAGAAGAUGAAAGAAUGGAAAAAGAAAAGGAGCAGCAAGAAAAAGAAAUGAAAAUGAGCAAAGAACAAGAAAAGAUAAUUAAACAAAAACAAGCAUUUAGAAAUUUCUUUAAAGCAAAAAAUAUAGUAGAUUCAAAAGGAAACAAGAUUAUUAAAGACACCUCUUUAAGAAAUGUUUUAUUUUUUAAGCCAUUUGUUUUAAAAAAAGAUAUGAAGUUAGCCCCUUUAAAGAGAAUUUUAUUUACCAACACACAAGAAAACUUUGACACAAAAUCACAAACCUCUUCACUAUAUCUACAAGGCCUGAAAGAAAAAACGAUUACGCCUCAUAAAUGCCCCAAAACGUUGCGUAUCCCUAACUUAACCCUUAGAUCAUAUAAUGUGGAUUACGAUAUCAACAAAUCCGACGAGUACAUUAAAGCAGCCACUGCCCUGAUUCAAGACUCCGUCGAUGAUAUAACGGAAAUCGUCCAAGAUCGUGGAUCACCUUCUGAAAUUGCUUCGAUCGGGAAUAUUGGCGUUACCACCGCGACUCUGUUCGCCCCCCUUAAAUUGUCGGACAAUUUAUACCGGGUGAAGUACCUGCACUUCCAUGAAAAUUUUAGACCCCCUUACUAUGGUACUUGGGCCGCCUUGAAUUUUAUCAAGAGAAGGUUGAAAUCUUCCGAAGAAAAUGAUUUCGAAAAUUUAAACGACAACCAUAACGAUAAUAAUGAUAAUAAUAAUAUGGAGGCGGAUGGCAACGACAUCUUUGGUGAUACAAAACGACAUACCAUUUACAUUGCAUCCCCGAUCAUAAUAACAGAACCUUUCCUAUUUAGGCAUGAACCUUUGCCUUGUAACAACAAUACGAAUGAAGUUGAACCUGAUCAACUCCCGAUACCAGAAGAAAAUGACAAAGAAACUCUUCCAACUACCGAACCCUAUGCCAACAAUAUACCACUAAUCCACAGUAUCGAGGAAACAGCGUGCACCUACAUCACCAAAAUCAAAUCCCUGGGCAAAACUCCGUUUAAGAAGAUUUUUGAGGAUAUCAUCGAUUACACCUACGACAGUGAUGAGGAUUGGGAAGAGGAGGAGCUAGGCGAAAGCUUGCAUUCUGUUGAUGAUGAUGAGGAUCAAAAUAUCGACGACGAAAUAAAGGGUUCGGAAUACGAUUCUGACGAGGGCUUCAUAGUGGAACACGGAUAUUUGUCUGAGGAAGAAUUUUUAGAUGAAAAAGAAGAAAUUAAUGGCCCCACCGAAGAGAUGGAAAAUGGACGCGAAACUCAUACCCCUCCUGAUAUGGGAGAAGAAGAAGAAGAGGACGAUGCCUUUGGGAUAAUCAAGGCCCAGCAAAAGUUGACGCUUCAAGCGUGGAAAGAUAAUUUGAAGAAAAAUAAGGAAGAAGGGGGUUUCAAAAAAUUGACGCCCAUUGUUAUAGGUCCCAUGUGGACUAACGAUAUCUCUCAAUUUAGCGUUGACGGCAAUACUAUGCACGAAUUAGAUGAUUCUUUUGAUCGUUUGAUAAUUCGACCAAUGUCAUACCCGCUCCCUAUUAAUGUAUUAUCACCACCGCCAAUACCUAUUCCCAAGAAAUUAAUUGAUUUAUAUACCACUAUCAACAAUAUUCCAUCUCCCGGCGAAUUUAUGGAUCAAUCAGACGGACUAAUACCGAAUGCUCAUGAUCAACUUCGCAGGAGUCCUAAAGUUUCUCAAACUCCAUCUCCGGCCACCAAAAAACGUUACGUGCCCGAUGAAGCUCUUCCACACCUAGCCAAAAUGAUUCACGGUAAUAGUCAAAGCGUGUUCAAAAUCAUAGUCGAAUUUCAGCGGUAUUGGGCGACGUUAAAAUCAGCUCCUACCUACGCCUAUUAUGAUUCGGAUUGCGAAGAGCCUAAUAUCGAGAUUCAUAUGCUACCGAAGGUUCACAUCGAAAAUAGUAUCAAAAUGAUGGCUACUUAUUGCAGCUACUCAAAGAAUGUAUUCCGCAAACCGUGUUGGAUAUUAAAAACGGACGCGUUGGAUAAAUACGGAGCGGAAAUUUUAUCAAAAACGAUUGCCUCUUAAAAAAAAGAUUGUUUUUUUAAAAAAAUAUAUAUAUAAUAUAUUAAUGUAAAUUAUUAUUGUUUUAAUCGUCUCCUUAAUAUGCUAAAUAAAAUAUAU